AUGACAGAUCCGAUCACAUCGUUAACGAAUAAAUGCAACGAUUCAGGCCCUUGGCACAUGUUUGCACCGGCUAUGGACACACGAAAUAAAUGUGGAGAAGCGAAAGGAAUUUUCGAAAUUAAAGGUGCUAAACUUGAACCGAAAUUCUUUUUUAAUUAUUUAGAUAUCAAAGAAGGUCGCUACAGACUUCGUAUGUUGGUUCAUCUCCCUGGAAAAUCCUUCGAUGUUAAGAAUUUACGUGGCUGUGUUGAGUUGGAUUUCGACGUCGUUAAUUGA
Molecule: messenger RNA, 276 nt
Organism: Clunio marinus
Lineage: Eukaryota; Metazoa; Arthropoda; Insecta; Diptera; Chironomidae
Source: the annotation of a GenBank genome assembly